AUGUACGCUGCACUAAGCUGCCAUCCUCCGUUGGGACAGACGACUACUAUUUCCUCUGAUCGAGAAUCCGUCAGAUUCACUGUAGUCAUUGAGAGCUCCGCCGGCUCAGCAAAGACAUGGGAGGUUGCUCUGUGGCACAACUUUGAUACUCUGGACCAAUGGACAAGCACCAGUUUGCAGUCGAGUAACGAGGCAUCAGUGACAGCCGUCAGGCCCGAUAAAGCAGAUGUACAACGUCAGUACUAUACAAUCGACUUGCCUGGACGUCCAAAGCACGGGUCUUCUCUGUCGUACACCAUCACCUUCAGAGCUUCAGAGAACGAGCCCUGGAAAUGGGCCAAUGAACAGUUCUCAACUUCAGACGGUCGCAUCAUAUACCAGUCGCCAGAUCCGCUAAAAGAAGACUUGACAUAUUACCUUGAAGGUCUUCCACCAUUUCUCAACAUUUCCAAAGAACAGAGCGAUACGCCCAAUACGGUCCUAUGGGACCUGACCUACCCCGUGAGCGCAGCGUCAGGCAAGACAUCCGGUCACUCGAGCGAAAGGCUUGGCAAGCCGACAAAUCUUUCACGUUGGUUCGCUGAAGUCCGAUUAUGGGCUCCAUGGCUCGCUCCGAGACAGGGCAAGGACCGAUUCCAGCCGGACAAGGAUGCUAUGUUGGCAGCAUUCGAGCGCCAUGACGGCUCUCAUCUGGUUCUUCUCGCAGUGAGUGGAUUAGACGAGGUACUAACACUUCUCAAUCACGAUAGUGACGGCAGAGUCGUCAUGAACGCCAAGAAUGACAGCGAAAAAGAUGGCACUGUACGCAUCGUUGCUGCAGUAGGCAGAAAGUUGGACGACGCAGUAGCAGCCUCCAUGUACUAUGCUCGCAAGCUCGUAAUGGCAUAUGAAGCAUCGACGGGUCAAACCAAUGAAGAAGAGAAGGCUUUGGUUGACGACUUCAAACCGCAAUGGCUAGAGAACUGGUACGACGGCUUGACGUACUGCACCUGGAACGGUCUUGGCCAAAAGCUCACCGAAGAUAAGGUUUUCGAUGCCUUGGAGUCACUUCGCAAGAACGAGAUCAAUAUCAGUAAUCUGAUUAUAGACGACAAUUGGCAGUCACUCAACACUGAAGGCGGGGACCAGUUUAACAACGCUUGGAUGGAGUUUGAAGCAACCAAAACUGGGUUUCCCCGUGGUCUGAAAGCAACAGUGAGCGAUAUCCGAGAGAAGUAUAGUCAUAUCCGACACAUCGCUGUCUGGCACGCAAUCUUUGGAUAUUGGGGCGGUAUAGCUCCCGAGGGGAAGAUAGCCAAAGACUACAAGACCACCAAGGUACAACUGAAAGACGGUGUUUCCGGCGGAAAAAUCACCGUCGUAGCUGAGGAAGAUGUGGACCGUUUCUACAAGGACUUCUACGAGUUCUUGUCCUCGUGCGGUAUCGAUUCCGUGAAAACUGACGCGCAAUUCUUCCUCGAUGAACUCCACGAUGCAGACGACCGCCGCAAACUAAUGAAGUCUUAUCAGGACGCCUGGUCCAUCGCCCAACUGCGCUCCUUUUCCGCCCGCGCAAUAUCCUGCAUGUCACAAGCACCCCCUCUAAUCUUUCACUCCCAACUUCCCUCCAACAAACCACGCAUGCUACUUCGCAACUCGGACGACUUCUUCCCCGAAGUGCCCGCCAGCCACCCCUGGCACAUAUUCUGCAACGCCCACAACUCCAUCAUAACACAAUACCUCAACAUCCUCCCAGACUGGGACAUGUUCCAAACAAGCCAUGACUAUGCUGCCUUCCAUGCCGCUGCGCGUUGCGUAUCGGGCGGACCAAUUUACAUUACCGACGUGCCCGGCCAACACGACAUCGACCUCAUCCACCAGAUGACAGGAAAGACGCCCCGAGGCGACACUGUCAUUCUACGUCCCCACACCGUAGGCAAGACAACACAAGCCUACAACGCCUAUGAUGAUACGGUCCUCCUCAAAGUAACGACCUACGUCGGCAUGGCACACACUGGCGUCUCAAUCCUCGGUGUCUUCAACUGCACGCCCAAGCCAGUCUCUGAACUCAUUGCUCUGGACGCUUUCCCUGGUGCAGAAAAGGGUACGUACAUCAUUCGUUCGCAUACUGACGGUCAGGUUACGGAACCGACCAGUGUGGCGACGAACAAGGCCUUUGUACACCUUGAUUUGCCAAUUAGGGGCUGGGAGAUUCUCUCUGCGUAUCCAUUAUUGAAUGUCGAACUUAAGAGGGGAGAAGAUAGUGAGGCGAAAGGUCCAAGUAAGAUUAGCGUGGCGAAUCUGGGUAUUGUGGGGAAGAUGACGGGUGCGGCAGCGAUUAUUAGUGCAGAUGCGUAUGUGGAUAGGAACUCGGGAAGACUGAGGGUUUGGACGAGUUGUAAGGUUUUGGGCACUUUCGCACUUUACGUCUCGGAUUUGCCCAAGCGCUCGAUUGAGAAUGACUUCUUCGCUGUGCUCUUCGGCCGCCCUGUCCCAGCCCACUGCGUCAGUGUUAGCAAGGAAUGCGAGAAUGUGAUUGAAAUUGAUACCGUUCGAGCGUGGAAAGAAACUGAUUCAAAGGCUGGAUGGAGCAACGAGGUUGUCGUUGAAGUUGUUAUUCGAUGA
Messenger RNA from Alternaria burnsii, 2604 nucleotides. RefSeq names its product glycoside hydrolase family 36 protein. The record is from RefSeq and is a predicted model, not a curated record. The transcript is spliced from 4 exons. The coding region runs from base 1 to 2604 and encodes 867 amino acids. Lineage: Eukaryota; Fungi; Ascomycota; Dothideomycetes; Pleosporales; Pleosporaceae.